Messenger RNA from Colossoma macropomum (tambaqui), 3385 nucleotides. RefSeq lists its product as uncharacterized. Lineage: Eukaryota; Metazoa; Chordata; Actinopteri; Characiformes; Serrasalmidae. The transcript is spliced from 11 exons. The record is from RefSeq and is a predicted model, not a curated record. The coding region runs from base 190 to 3066 and encodes 958 amino acids.
GUGUUUUUACCUAUCUGUUAUUGUCAUCCAUGUUUCCUAAAAGAUUUUUUGUACUUUUCUUGUAGUUUUAUCUCUAAAUGGAAUCAGAGAGAAUCGUGUGAAGAAUGGGGGAAAAAAAGGGUGAGGUCAUUCAAACUGAAUCUGUGUCUGCAAGCAGUGGUUUACCAAAAAGAAAGUGUCCAUGGAACAAUGAAGAAAGUCAUGUCACAUGGACCUGAUAAGGAGUAUGAGUUCUUGCUGGAUCUGUACUCUCAUGUGAAGCAGUGUGAGACAGGCAGGACUGUUCUUCCAGCAUUACUGCCAGUUUACCAGUCAGCUCCUGCAGUCUGGAACAUAGACCUCUCAGAGAGAAAAGCCUCCCUCCUCCUAGAAGUGCUGAAACUCCAAACAGAGAAGAAACCAGUGGAGCUGAGAGGCUGGUCAGAUGAAGAGAGUGAAGUGAGGAGUUUCCUUCAGUGUCUGCCCUACAUCUCACACCUGAGUUUUAUCCCUAAACAUAAUCAGAGAGAACCAUGUGAAGAAUGGGAAAAGAGAGUGAGGUCAUUCAAACUGAAUCUAUGUCUACAUGCAGCUCUUUACCAAAAAGCACACAUUCAGACAACAGUAAAGGAAUUGGUGUCAUAUGGACUCAGUGAGUGUGAAUUCCUGCUGGAUCUGUACUCACAUGUGAAGCAGUAUGAGACUGAAACAAGCAGCAGGGUUCUUUUAGCAUUACUUACAGUUUACCAGUCACUUCCUGCAGUCUGGAACAUAGACCUCUCAGAGAGAAAAGCCUCCCUCCUCCUAGAAGUGCUGAAACUCCAAAGAGUGAAGAAGCCAGUGGAGUUGUGGGGCUGCUCAGAUGAAGAGAGUGAAGUGAGGAGUUUCCUACAGUGUCUGCCCUUCAUCUCACAACUCAGAUUGGAUGAUGAUGAUGAUGAUGAUGAUGAUGAUGACGAAAGUGUCUGGAUUUUGAUGAAUCUGUUCCAUCAAGCAGCAGAGAGUGAGAGACAGACAGGAGAGAAGACACUGGAGCUGUUAACAUCAGUGUGCACUUACAGCUCUUUCCCUUAUGAAGAUACAGACAGUUACAGACAGAGUGACUUCCUGCUGGAUCUUUACUCACAUGUGAAGCAGUAUGAGACUGAAAAAGGCAGGAAAGUUCUUACAGCAUUACAGCCAGUUUAUCAGUCAGCUCCUGCAGAGUGGAUCAUAAACCUAUCAGAGAGAAAAGCCUCCCUCCUCCUAGAAGUGCUGAAACUCCAAAGAGUGAAGAAGCCAGUGGAGCUGAGAGGCUGGUCAGAUGAAGAGAGUGAAGUGAGGAGUUUCCUUCAGUGUCUGCCCUUCAUCUCACAACUCAGAUAUGCAGAAUCUCUUGUCCCAUAUUUAAAUGAACUGGUUGUUGACUACACAAGAGAGACAGAGCUAUUGACAGCUUUGCUUUCUGCUAUGGACUCUACCUUUACUGUAAAUGGGGUUUUAUCUAAUAAGAAGUGCAGGGCUGUGGGGAGAGCACUGGGCCUCUCACCCUCCCGACUCAGCCUCACUCUAAAGCCCCGAGCCAUCAGUCUCAGAGGAGCCACACUUCUCUUCAGACACAUUACACACCUACAUAAACUCUGUCUAAAUGACAGUGUAUUAGGAAGGAUGACCCGAGCAUUUCGAGCAGAAAGAGCUUGCGCUCCAUUGGUCAUUGAGGAGUUGUCUGUGGUUCUGACAAGAGUUUGGUCAGCUCAGAAGCUCUCCAGGAUCCUGAGCAGCUUGGCUUCCCUCCUGAACCUCUGGACAGUUCAGUGUCUGAACCUUUCUGAGUGUGAGAUGGAAGCUCAUUCUCUCAUUGGCCUCAUGUGUCAUCCUCAACCCCUUAUUAUCAGGUUGUCUAAAGAGACUCUCCAGCAGUUUGCCAUUUUGGUGUAUGAAGUGAAGGAUAGGACGCUAACCUGCUUCUUCCUGGAAAAGGUGGGAGGAGACCUGACUUCCUGUUCUCUCAGCUGGGAGGAGCUUAUUUAUUUUGUCCAACAAGGAGUUUGUCGUGUCACUGUGAAUGUCAUGAAGAGCAAAAUCACUUACACACUUCUCAGGCAGCUUCUUCCUUUACUUGAUAAAGUUCAUAUCAAAAGGCUGUGCUCCAGCAUUGUUCUGUCCAUCAUCAGAGAGAUAUAUGAGACUGGCUCAGCUCACUUUGUGUCCAGCCUCUUGAGUUCAAUAAAGAAUUGUAUCAACCUGAACUGUAGAGAGCUGGACUCUGUCCACUGUGCUGCCCUGCGCUUCACUCUCCAGCGCUGCACAACUGUAUCUCUCGGCCUGCUGUGGACCUCCAUACCAGAGGGGGAGUUAGAGAGCAUUCUGCCUCUGCUCAAUAGAGUUUCCCAUCUCAGUGUUGACAGGCUUCUGUUGCUGAAGCUGCUCCACUGCUGCAGCGUGUCUGAGCUCCAGGAGAGGGCAGCAGCAGCAGUGCUCUCUGCUCUGCAGAACAGACUGGACUUCUCCUGCCAGGCCUGUCUGGACCUAACUACACAAACAGAGAACACCACUCUACAUCUGACCACUGAGGACUGUAGACUCAUCAGCACUGUCAUUCUGAAAGCUCAGAAGCACACAGAGCUCAUUCUAGAGGACUGUGAGAUGGAGGAUGCUGGAGUGGAUGUGCUCUUCUCUGUCUUGAACAUGGUCAGACUACGUUGCAGUAAAGCUCUGCUGCUUCAGUUCCUGGCUCUUGUCUGUGUGGGGACUGAGUUCGCUGUAGCUCUCUCUCAGGCCAUGGGUGGAAAGGUGGACCUGAGUGAGACUCAGCUGGACCUGCAGGUCUGUAAAUCACUGGCGCUGUUUCUGGAAUACACUGAAGGCUUGUCAGAACUGGACCUCAGCCACUGCCGGCUUACUGACCACUGCCUGGACCUGCUUCUCUCACACCUCCAUAAAAUAGAUGUGCUGGAUCUGAGUCACAAUAACAUCAGCGACAAUUUAGCAGGAAGAAUCUACAACAUUGUCUUCAUUAGCAGCAAUAUACGUACAGUCCGGCUCUUCAACAACAGAAUCACAGAUAAAAAGCCCUUCCUAAAUGAUAAACGCUUUGAGAUCUGGUGAUGACUGUCGACCACUAAACCCUGCACAGAUCACAAGAAAUACAACUUUUCAGACUUCUCCAGGACUGUUGGCAUUAAUGAGUUAACCUGAGAUAACCAACAUCAGUUCAUUGUUCUGUUACUAAAGAUCUGUAAUUGGGCAGUAAUUGUUUUUGAACUCUUCUCAUUCAGAAUUUUCAGGCUGAUUAACUUUAGUGGAAAUUUUAAUGUUCACAGUGUCAGGAAUGGCACAUGGAAAGUACUUCACACUUUGAGUUUUACAUCUUUCAUGUUUUGUGUUGAAACAUUUGCUUGUGUUUAUUUUUCAUCUUCAAACUAUG